Molecule: messenger RNA, 612 nt
Organism: Ailuropoda melanoleuca (giant panda)
Lineage: Eukaryota; Metazoa; Chordata; Mammalia; Carnivora; Ursidae
Product: taste receptor type 2 member 7
Exons: 1
Biological process (GO): G protein-coupled receptor signaling pathway; detection of chemical stimulus involved in sensory perception of bitter taste; sensory perception of taste
Cellular component (GO): membrane
Molecular function (GO): bitter taste receptor activity; G protein-coupled receptor activity
Source: RefSeq, a predicted model, not a curated record
AUGCCAGAUAAAGUGGAGACCACCUUAAUGAUGAUAGCAGCUGGAGAGUUUUCAGUGGGGAUUUUAGGGAAUGCAUUCAUUGGAUUGGUAAACUGCAUGGGCUGGAUCAAGAACAGGAAGAUCACCUCUAUUGAUUUAAUCCUCACAAGUCUGGCCAUAUCCAGAAUUUGUCUAUUAUGUAUAAUAUUAUUAGAUUGUUUUAUAUUGGUGCUGUAUUCAGAUGUGUAUACCACGGGUAAACAAAUGAGAAUCUUUGACUUCUUCUGGGCACUAACCAACCAUUUAAGUGUCUGGUUUGCCACCUGUCUCAGCAUUUUCUAUUUCUUCAAGAUCGCAAAUUUUUUCCAUCCCCUUUUCCUCUGGAUGAAGUGGAGAAUUGACAGUGUGAUUCCGAGGAUCCUACUGGGGUGCUUGGUCCUCUCUGUGUUUAUUAGCCUUCUUGUCACUGAGAAUUUGAAUGAUGACUUCAGGUGUUGUGUUAAGACAAAGAAGAAAACAAACCUAACUGUAAGAUGCAGAGUAAAUAAAGCUCAAUAUGCUUCCGUCAAGAUUUUCCUCAACCUGUUAACGCUAUUCCCUUUUUCUGUGUCCCUGAUCUCAUUUCUCCUUUUG